This is a messenger RNA of Cryphonectria parasitica EP155, 2529 nucleotides long. Its product is annotated as putative subunit of pre-replication complex. The record is from RefSeq and is a predicted model, not a curated record. Bases 1 to 2529 code for a protein of 842 amino acids. Gene Ontology annotation, cellular component: nucleus; MCM complex. Gene Ontology annotation, molecular function: single-stranded DNA helicase activity; ATP hydrolysis activity; single-stranded DNA binding. Lineage: Eukaryota; Fungi; Ascomycota; Sordariomycetes; Diaporthales; Cryphonectriaceae. Gene Ontology annotation, biological process: double-strand break repair via break-induced replication; mitotic DNA replication initiation; DNA strand elongation involved in DNA replication. The transcript has 3 exons.
AUGGAUACUUUAAUGCUGCGCGACGAAGCCACGCGCGAGCGUGUGCGCAAGGCCCAGGAAUUCCUUGACCCCCAUGACCAGAGUGUCCGCAGCUACAGGUCCGACAUCAUUCUUAUGCUCCAGAGGAACAAUCGGCGCCUCGUAGUCAACCUCGACCAUGUGCGCGACCACGAUCCCGAGAUGGCGGAGGGACUCCUCCUCACGCCCUUCGACUACACGCUCGCCUUCAACCAGGCCCUAAAGGAGGUCGUCCGCGCACUCCCACCAAACCAGGUGCGGCCCGACCAGACAGACGAUGAGGUCAUGUACUACUGCGCAUGGGCGGGCAGCUUUGGUCUGCAUGCGUGCAACCCCCGCACGCUGUCGGCGCAGAACCUGAAUCAUAUGGUUUCCGUCGAGGGUAUCGUCACACGGUGCUCGCUCAUCAGACCCAAGAUCAUCAAGAGCGUGCAUUACAAUGAAGCCGAAAACAAGUUCCACUUCCGGGAGUAUCGGGACCAGACCAUGACGAAUGGACAGACGACGAAUAGCGUGUACCCGCAGGAGGACGACAAGGGGAACUCGCUUGUGACCGAGUACGGGUGGUGCACGUACAGAGACCACCAGACCAUCUCAAUACAGGAGAUGCCUGAGCGGGCGCCGGCAGGACAGCUGCCGCGAGGUGUCGACGUCAUCCUCGACGAUGAUCUGGUGGACAAAGUCAAGCCUGGUGACCGCAUACAGAUGGUGGGCAUCUAUAGGACUCUGGGAAACAGGAAUACCAACCACAACAGUGCACUGUUCAAGACAGUCAUCCUCGCCAACAACGUGGUCCUCCUCUCCUCCAAGUCGGGCGGUGGCGUGGCCACUGCCACAAUUACCGACACGGAUCUGCGGAAUAUCAACAAAGUUGCCAAGAAGAGGAACCUGUUUGAGCUGCUCUCGCAGUCUCUAGCUCCUAGUAUAUACGGUCAUGACUAUAUCAAGAAGGCCAUCCUGCUGAUGCUUCUUGGAGGCAUGGAGAAGAAUUUGGAGAAUGGCACGCACUUGCGUGGUGACAUCAACAUCCUCAUGGUUGGUGAUCCCUCGACUGCCAAGUCGCAGCUCCUGCGGUUCGUCCUCAAUACCGCUCCUCUGGCUAUUGCUACAACUGGUCGUGGCUCUUCCGGUGUCGGUCUGACGGCUGCUGUCACCUCUGACAAAGAGACGGGCGAGAGGCGCCUGGAGGCAGGUGCCAUGGUCAUGGCUGACCGUGGUGUGGUUUGUAUCGACGAAUUCGACAAGAUGUCCGACAUUGACCGUGUGGCCAUCCACGAAGUCAUGGAGCAGCAGACCGUCACCAUUGCCAAAGCAGGCAUCCACACCUCGCUCAACGCCCGUUGCAGCGUUGUGGCAGCCGCCAACCCCAUUUUUGGCCAGUACGACCCGCACAAGGACCCCCACAAGAACAUCGCUCUGCCGGACUCCCUGCUCUCGCGUUUCGAUCUUCUCUUUGUCGUCACUGACGACAUCGAGGACACCCGUGACCGACAGGUUUCAGAACACGUCCUGCGCAUGCACAGGUACCGCCGACCAGGGACCGAGGAGGGCGCGCCAGUGCGCGAAAAUACCCAGCAAUCUCUCAGCGUCGGCGGCCAAACACGCAGCGAGGCCGAGAAGCCCACCGAGAUGUUCGAGAAGUACGACGCCAUGCUCCACGCCGGCGUGACGCGGCGAAGUGGCUCCUCCAGCACGCCCAAGGUCCUCAGUAUUCCCUUCAUGAAGAAGUACAUCCAGUAUGCCAAGAACCGUAUCAAGCCUGUCCUGACGCAGGAUGCUGCAGACCGGAUAGCAGAUAUCUAUGUUGGCCUGCGCAACGAUGACCUGGAGGGCAACCAGCGCAGAACGUCACCCAUGACGGUGCGUACUCUUGAGACGCUCAUUCGUCUGGCCACUGCGCAUGCCAAGUCCCGCCUGUCGAACCGCAUCGAUGAGCGUGAUGCCCUGGCAGCCGAGUCCAUCCUGCGCUUCGCCCUCUUCAAGGAGGUUGUUGAAGAUGAGUCUCGCAAGAAGAGGCGGCGCACGACCGCGCAACCUACACUGAGCUCAGAUGAGGACAGCGAUGACUCCAGUGAUGAAGAUGGUGGCGAGGCUGCCUACCGUGCGUCUGCGGCGAGAAACAGCCGGUCGGCGAGAGCGUCGGCACGUGCCAACCGGAGCAACGGACGGCGGAGUGGCGUUAAUGGCACCAGUGAGUCGUUCGCCUCGUCUCUGCCCGCGUCGCAACUCGAGUCGCAGAGCGCGGGCGAGUCGCAGCAAGACUCACAGCUGGCCAGCAGCGCGGCUGGCCUCAGUCUGGAAAACCCGAUUAGCGACCAGAGGCUGGCGGCGUUCAGGUCUGCUCUGGGCCCGCUGAUGAACACCAACUUGUUCGAGGAGGAUGCUGCCGAGGUGGACCAGCUGAUCGAGCGCGUCAACGGACGGCUGGGUUCGAGAAGCGGUGGUGCUUUUGGCAGAGAAGAGGCGCUGAAGGCGUUGAAGAAGAUGGAUCAACUUAAUGAAAUUAUGUGA